This is a messenger RNA of Magnolia sinica, 912 nucleotides long. RefSeq names its product transcription and mRNA export factor ENY2. Gene Ontology annotation, molecular function: transcription coactivator activity; chromatin binding. The coding region runs from base 129 to 464 and encodes 111 amino acids. Gene Ontology annotation, cellular component: SAGA complex; DUBm complex; nuclear pore. Gene Ontology annotation, biological process: regulation of transcription by RNA polymerase II; positive regulation of DNA-templated transcription; poly(A)+ mRNA export from nucleus. The record is from RefSeq and is a predicted model, not a curated record. Lineage: Eukaryota; Viridiplantae; Streptophyta; Magnoliopsida; Magnoliales; Magnoliaceae. The transcript is spliced from 5 exons.
UUCUUCAGUUUCUUCUCGCGCGAAUCUCCAUAUCUAUUCCGAAACCCCUUAAAUUGCCCACCCACUUCCCGCAACAAAUCAACCAAGCAAACGCAAAUCCGCAAAAAUCGUCUCUUUCUCUAGCAAAAAUGCGAGCUUCCAUAAAUCGCCCCCCAACGCCAGACGCAGACGAAGAUCCCCAACAAGAACUCACCCUCCAAGAAAUCAUCAACAUCAAGCUAAUUGAAAGCGGUGAAAAAGAGAAGUUGAAGGAGCUUUUGAGGGAAAGGCUUAUUGAAUGUGGGUGGAGAGAUGAAAUGAAAGCUUUAUGCAGGGCCUUUACAAGGAAGAAAGGAAGAAAUAAUGUUACAGUGGAUGACCUUGUGCAUGUAAUCACCCCAAAGGGCAGAGCCUCGGUACCUGAUUCUGUGAAGGCUGAGUUGCUUCAACGCAUCCGGGCUUUUCUUGUGUCAGCAGCAAUUUGAUCCCAUUGCAAGGGCAACGGACGCUUGCAAGCAUGAAGGUACAUUGUCGUUGUCACGGUGUACAUUGUAGUGAGGGGCUAGACUGGGUUAUUUCUCCACCAUUUUCAAAACUUGUGGUGUCGUCCACCUUACAUGUGGCAUACAUGUAUAACAAUCCAGCCAUCCAAGUGAUAGGGGCCUGACAAUCACACUGAUUGGACGAUCUUAGCCAUUGGCUCACCUGUUGUAUUUGGAUUGCUGACUGCUGCCGCUGCUAUUUUUUCUAGUACGUUUGGUGGCCAUCAAUUAGAUGGCUAUGAUCAUUCAUUGCUCUGACUUUUGGGCUAUGCUUCAUUCAUGAUGGGCAAACACGAUUUUGGAUGGUCCGAAAUUGAUAUUUGCAUCUUCUUGUCCUUCAUCAAGAUACUUCUCUUAUUUAUAAUGCCGACCAUUGCAGUCAAAAGUAUUU